AUGCCUCUUCGGGCCCACCUCAAAUACCCACCUACGCAUAUGGAAGCUGCCCGUUUGUCGACAUCAUUAUCGUCCCUGGCGCAAACCCUGCAGAGAAGCCAAAAGUUCGUCAAGUUCAUACAGACUCGUUACGCAGACCCGAGGCUCAAAGCUAUCCUCAUGAUCUGCACCGGCUCGAUGUGCCUCGCACGUACUCGCAUCCUUGACGGUCACCAGGUCUGUAGCAACAAGUUCGUCUUGCGCAUGGCGGCCAAUGGAAAGACGCUCUACAACAAAAUCAAGUGGAUUGGAGAUAGGCGAUGGGUUAUAGAACUGUGGAGCGUGGGAGGUGUGACAUGCGGAAUAGACCUGGCUGCUGAGUAUGCCAGGCAGCAUUUUAACCCAGAGAUUGUUCGAGCUGCGAUACAUUGCAUCAACACGCAUGCCGACCACUUCAAUCUUCGUAGGUUGUAA
Molecule: messenger RNA, 453 nt
Organism: Psilocybe cubensis
Lineage: Eukaryota; Fungi; Basidiomycota; Agaricomycetes; Agaricales; Agrocybaceae
Exons: 2
Coding region: 1-453 (150 amino acids)
Source: RefSeq, a predicted model, not a curated record